AUGACAAAGAACGCCACAGUCCCACCAGCUUCACCACUGGCCACGUUUAUGAAAGGAUUGAUUGAUUCCAAGAAAUUCGAUUCAGCAGAAAUUGUCACUGACAACCCCAAACGAUUGAGCGGUUCCGUUGUGCGUCGCCCACAUCUCCAUGGCAAAGAAGAGUCGCAACGAUGGGAAUCGUACGACAAGAUUGAAAACGAAUGCAUCAACUGCCCUCAGCGACGAGCUUCGAUUGAUGAUGAUGAUGUUUUUUUCUCAGAUUUUGAAGGAUCCUCCUGUUCCGAAGGUGAUGAUGAUGAUGAUGAUGAAGCGGAUGAUACCUCCAGCACACCCCUUCCGAGUGCCCCUCUAUCGCCGCCCUUUGGAAAUAAUGAAAUGGAUGACGUGAUGCUGCAAAAUCACAAUGAAAAGCAAUCGUCAUCUUUAUCGUAUCAAAUGGCCUUGCAAAUGGUUCAACAAAAGUAUGCGGCAUCGUCACUAUCCUCUCCGACACAAUCUCCAAUUCAACAAUCCAAGAAUAAGUUACGUUCCGGUAUUCGUGGUGGUGAAUCAUCUGUAAGGGGAUAG
This is a messenger RNA of Cylindrotheca closterium, 567 nucleotides long. Lineage: Eukaryota; Bacillariophyta; Bacillariophyceae; Bacillariales; Bacillariaceae. The record is from the annotation of a GenBank genome assembly.